AAACCUAGCCUGUCCCCUGCCUGAGCUGCAGGCCUAGCUGGUCUGGCUGCCUAAUGAUGGCAGCUGCUGGGGGCAACUUCUCCGAUGAGGAGUUCUGGAAGGCUUGCGCCGAGCUCCAGCAGCCAGCAGUGGCUCGGAAAUGGGAGCUGCUGCUGGAGACCUCGGGGAUCAGCGUCUACCGGCUGCUGGAAGAGAGUACUUGGCUUUAUAAGUAUAAAAUCUUUGGUGUUCUGAAGGAUUGCUCCCCAGCUCUACUCAAAGAAGUCUAUAUGGACUUAGGCUACAGAAAACAGUGGGACCAGUAUGUUAACGAACUCUAUGAAAAGGAAUGCGAUGGAGAGACCUUGGUGUACUGGCAAGUGGCGUACCCCUUCCCCAUGUACAACAGAGACUAUGUCUACAUCCGGGAGCUCAGGGAGCUGGAUAUGGAAGGGCGGAAGAUCUACGUGAUCCUGGCCAAGAGCACCUCCAGCAGUCAGUUUCCGGAAAGGUCUGGUGUGAUCCGGGUGAACCAGUACCAGCAGAGCCUAGCAAUUGAGAGCGACGGCAAAGGGGGCAGCAGAGGAGAUCUGAACACUAAAAUAAACCAGAAGGUUCAGAAAUUCUCCAUAGGCUGAUCCUGGGAAUGCAUAUGGUGGGCCCGAGACUGAGCAAGAGGACUGACAGAAAGGUUUUGGAGAAUGUGGCUCCUGCUCAGCACAAGCCCAGCAACUCAGGACCUGCCCACCACCACCACCCCCAGGGAAGAGCCGACAGAGAUAGUCACAUGGCACCUGCCGUACUGAAUGAACAUGGCCUGUGUCUCCGGCAAAAUCUGAGCAGUACUUCUAAUGCUUGUUAGAUUUGUCACCUAACUUUCCUGAAUCUUCAUUUCAUCAUUUCUGAAGUGGGGUUAAUUUUGUCAGUUUCUUAGGGCUGUUAGGGUAAUUAAACAAGAGACUAUAUUCCAAUGUCUAUCACUUGCUGGGUGUUUAAUAAAUAGAAGCAAAACACGCCUGUGGCUAUGUUUUCAAAACUGCUUCUGGCCUGGAGCCUGUAAUCCCAGCGGCUCUGGAGGCUGAGGCAGGGGAAAUCACAAGUUCAAAGCCAGCCUCAGCAAAAGCGAGACACCAUUACAGAGGGAGCCUCGGCGUUCAUUGCAGAGGCAUCUACAGCUGAAAUCACUGUAAACGCUUACUACUUCGUAGAAUGACUUUUGGAAGGUAUUUCUUCCUCCUGAGUUUGUCCUGCUCACUCUACAACCCAUGCCCCAUUUUUCUUGGUGUUAAAGCCCAAAUAUAAAUCCUGGACACCUCUCUGUGUACCGAAAGUCCAGGGAAAAGCAUCUUGUCUAUUUGGAAAGUGAACAUCAUGUGGCCUCCGGGAGUUCUUUUUCUGUAAGAAUACUGACUUUCUGGAAUAAUUAGUAUAUUAUUGUACAUGAUUGCUUUGUGAAAUGUGCAAAUGAUAUCACCUAUGCAGCCUUGUUUGAUUUAUUUCCUCUGGUUUGUACUGUUAUUAAAAGCAUAUUGUAUUAUAGAGCUAUUCAGAUAUUUUAAAUAUAAAGAUGUAUUGUUUCCAUAAUAUAGAUGUAUGGACUAUAUUUAGGUAAUAGAUGCAUUACUUGGAAAGUUCUGCUUUGACAAACUGACAAAGUCUAGGUUAAUUAGCAAAUUGUAUCUCAGUUAGCAGUAAAUCAGUGGAACAUGCCAAGAAAAGGAUAAGGAUACUUAAAAUGGAAAUAGUUCUCCAAAGGUGUACAAUUUGGACUUGUUCAGCUGCUCAGUAUAUGUUACCAAUAUUCCCUCAGGCUCCCACCCCAAACUUGAAAUUCUUCUAGUUCUUAAGAGUUCCUAAUUUAUAACUGAUUUUAAAAUUAGAAGUUUCUCUAGUGGUUUCAGUUUGGGAGUAAUCAUUCAGUUAAAAGUACAGUGUGGUUUAUGCAAACAAAUAGCUUGGCAUUAAAAUUGGCCCCUUCUUAAGGUGGGGCCCAGCCUGGCACUGUGGCCAGGGUGGCCAUGUAAGUCCCGUCAGGAUAGUCACGCCCUCCCGCAUUUCCACAUGAGUUUAGUAACAGUGCAGAUUCCAUGUCCCUGUUCUGAUACCCUCUGAGAAGUGCCUGAUGAUGCUGAUGUACUUACAGACACAAGAACAAUCUUUGCUAUAAUUGUAUAAAGCCAUAAAUGUACAUAAAUUA
Molecule: messenger RNA, 2176 nt
Organism: Marmota monax (woodchuck)
Lineage: Eukaryota; Metazoa; Chordata; Mammalia; Rodentia; Sciuridae
Gene: Pctp
Product: phosphatidylcholine transfer protein
Exons: 5
Coding region: 54-617 (187 amino acids)
Molecular function (GO): phosphatidylcholine intramembrane carrier activity; phosphatidylcholine binding
Source: RefSeq, a predicted model, not a curated record